UGAAUCAACUUGAAACUAAAGGAUCAACCAAGUACAAUGAGACGCAGUCUUGUUCGCUAUAUAUAUGUUAUGGAAGUCAAUGCGAGACGGACAGCUAUAGCAAGCAAGCCCCUUUUGAUAGUCAUAUUUGCUAGCCAUGAUGUAAUGUGAGAAAUCCUUUCGUUUCAAUUCUCUGAUUUGCGAUGCUUCGUGGGCGCCGAAGAAGCGACAUGAUAGCUGCUAUUGUUAGUUCGGCGCCGAAGUUAGUGGGGAAUCGGAGGACAUCGGCGUUGUUCCUGCAUGCCAUGUCGGAGCUUUCGGCGGCGAAUGACUCCAGGGCUUUUCCUCAAGCUCCUCUUCCAUCCUCUUCCCAGCUCUUUUCUUCACGGGAAUUCCGCAAAACUCCAAGUGAAGAGAUCAUGUCGGUAGUAACACAAGGCUCCGACCCCCUGCAUAAGGCAUGCGAUACGUGCAGAGCCAGGAAAACGCGAUGUAGUGGGUCGAGAUUCCAGUCGGUCGGAAGAGAACUUCCUCCAGGUCGGUGUCUGACUAAUCUUGUUUUCACGCCAGAAAUCUCGGGCAACACUGAUGCCUGCGACUUCUGCCUGUCCCAGCACCUUCCCUGCUCCUUUACUCCAGUCAAGCGACCAAGAAAGCGCAAGUAUGACGCGUCAGUUUUCAUACCACUGUCCUCCACAUACCAACAGUCCGUUCGUGACCUUCCUGGUCCGCAGUUAGGCUCCGAAAAUGUGGGCUAUCAGCAGCCGGGACUGUAUAUCGACUCUUUGCUUGCAAAUCGCCAAGCCUCUCGCAUACACGGAGAUGCCAGUCAUCCAGAUCAGGUAUUGUCUGGCCCUUUUGCUCAUCGUGCUCCUAUCUGACCAUGGCCUCGCAGCUGACCACUAUCUUUGGCCCAAACCCCAACAUCUCUUUCUUCCCUGAGCGACGGGUUCGCGCCAUCAGUCAGUGAUUGGGCCACAACCGGCUCGAUCAGCUACUAGAUGAAAUACGCGCGGUGGUUGCAACCAAGGUCAAAAAUAGUUGUGCCAUCCUCAGUCAUAUAUACAACGACACCUGGGCACCGGAAAGAUCCAAGUCCCGAGUCGUGACAUUAUCGACGGACACAUUUCUGCCUACUUUGACUCG
Molecule: messenger RNA, 1125 nt
Organism: Aspergillus neoniger CBS 115656
Lineage: Eukaryota; Fungi; Ascomycota; Eurotiomycetes; Eurotiales; Aspergillaceae
Product: Zn(II)2Cys6 transcription factor domain-containing protein
Exons: 4
Coding region: 183-860 (225 amino acids)
Biological process (GO): regulation of DNA-templated transcription
Molecular function (GO): DNA-binding transcription factor activity, RNA polymerase II-specific; zinc ion binding
Source: RefSeq, a predicted model, not a curated record